Messenger RNA from Aspergillus alliaceus, 2715 nucleotides. RefSeq lists its product as uncharacterized. Gene Ontology annotation, biological process: nucleoside metabolic process. Gene Ontology annotation, molecular function: protein binding; ATP hydrolysis activity; ADP binding. NCBI's taxonomy places the organism in Eukaryota, Fungi, Ascomycota, Eurotiomycetes, Eurotiales, Aspergillaceae. The coding region runs from base 1 to 2469 and encodes 822 amino acids. The record is from RefSeq and is a predicted model, not a curated record. The transcript is spliced from 11 exons.
AUGUGCAGCCACUACAGCUUGCCUUCUGAACCUGAGCUUCGCCGAAGCUGCCCUGUGUUGGUGGUCGGACACAGCAGAGGAGCCCCGUCCCCUCAGUCGAAGGACACCAAGAUCUUUCUAGGCGACGUCAUUAGCGGCGAAUCUUUACUCGACCCCAACAUGGACUGGAAGUGUCUGGGUCAUGCUAAGGAUGUAUUAGAAAAGCCAAAGUUGGAUAUCCCACCCUUCCUUAAAAGCUUGAAGGAAACCCGGCAGGAACUCCGUGGCCAUGCUGGAUAUCUCAAGGACGUGCAGAAGUCUGACGAGCGAUGGACCCAUCGAGGCAGUACGCAUGAUGUACUCUUUGAGCCUUUUUACCCCAUUAGCUAUCAUCAGAGAACUAUCCCUGCCGAGUGUUUGACGUUAACGAUGUAUCGUGACAUCCUAGGAUGUGAGGUGGAGCACAUUAUUCGUCGCCAGCCUAACACAAGUACACCUGAAGCCUCGGUUCACUUCGGAACCUUUGCAUCUAUCAAUAGUGAGUUGCUGUCUGGAGAGCAUCGCUAUAGGCUAGCAGAGCAAGGUAUCAUUGGUUUCGAAUUAGGGUCAACAGGGGUGUGUGGGAGAUACUGCCAUGCAUUUCUGUGGAAAGGCCUAGGUAACUAUGCAGACGGCCACAAGCAUGAGAAGGGGCAGCAAUAUGCCGCCACAUCUGCUACAUCUGCCGCAAAAAGCGCCGGGUGUAUAGAUUUAAAGCCUAAGGACUCUCACAGGAUGGUUCCUUUUGACAGAAAUCCACAAUUUGUUGGGCGUCAAGAUGAAAUCGCGGAAUUGGAAAAAUCGGUCUUUGAAACGGAGGGCCCAAGAAAGAUUGCUAUUAGCGGAUUGGGAGGAGUUGGAAAGACACAUAUAGCAUUGGAGCUGAUUUAUCGUGUUCGGAAAGGGGACUCUGGGUACUCAAUUUUCUGGAUCCCUUGCACCAGCCCUGAGAACAUUGAGCAGUCCUAUCUGAGCAUCACCCAAGUGCUUGGGAUGCAAGAUGUCGAACCAGCGGAAGCAAAAGAACAAGUCAAGACAUACCUUGGCCAUAAGAGUGAUCUAAAGUGGCUUCUUAUCUUUGAUAAUGCAGAUGAUAUGGAUAUGUGGAUCGACGGGGGCAAUGGCGCCCCAGCACUUAAAGAUUUUUUGCCUCGGACUGAGCAAGGCCGAAUCAUUUUCACCACUUGCAAUAAAAAGCUAGCUGUGAAGCUGGCCCCCUGUCAGAUAUUGGUCUCCGAGGUGGAUGAGGAGACUGAAGGUUUGUCGGAAGAACGCGAUACAGCUGAGCCGGAGGUGGUGGAGCUUCUCAGAGAAGAGUUUGAGAUAGAAGGACGCUAUAAGGAUAUCCCAAACCCGCGGCAUGAUCCAUUAGCUGCUGAAUAUCUGUCAUUCAUGGCUUGUGUGAACCCACGAAACAUUCCACAGUCCAUUCUACCACCAGUAAAAUCCAAGAUCAAACUUAUAAAGGCUCUGGUGCUCCUUAGCGCCUAUUCUUUCAUAUCAGAUCCGGCGAAGGGAAACCCAUUGAAUCUUCAUCGGCUUGUACAUCUUGCGACUCGCAAUUGGAUGAGGCAGAAUCAACGGUUCGCCGAUUUUAUUGGCAAAACCGCAGAGAGAUUGAAUGAAGCUUUCCCAGAUAAUGACCAUAGCAAUCGGAAAGUGUGGCGGGCAUAUCUACCCCAUGCACUAUCUUUGUCGGAGGAAAAGGAGUUCAAAUACCAACAUGAUUGCUAUGUGGAUCUGAUUGAGAACAUGGGAGCUCCAGUAUUCUGUGACGCCAAGGAGAUACAGCAAAGAAGACAAGGGAAAACGCAUCCUUCCACUCUAACCAUCAUGGGGCGAUUCAAGCAAGCGGAAACCCUCGAAACACAGCAUCACGAUACUCUCACCACCAUGGCUGACCUAGCAAUGAUAAAUUAUGAGCAAGGGCACUACAAACAAGCCGAAACGCUCAUGGUGCAGGUAUUGGGAGCUAUGAAGAUAGUACUGGGUCCUGAGCACCGUGAUACUCUGGCUAGUAUGGCUUAUCUUGGUCACAUCUAUCAUAGUCAAGGAAGGUUAAACCAAGCAGAAGAGCUCUACGUGCAAGUCCUAGAGAGCCAGAAAAGAGUGAUGGGCCCCGAACAUCCCUUGACUGUGAGUUGUAUAGACAACCUCGCAUCGGUUUAUCAAAGUCAAGGGCGAUUAAGGCAAGCUGAAAAACUCUAUGUCCAGGUCAUAGAGGAAAAGGAGAAGAUACUGGGUGCUGAACAUCCCUCCACUUUGUCUAGUAUGAGCAACCUGUCCUCAUUGAAGAAAGCAGAAGAGUUGGAAAAACAGACAAUCGAGAUACGGAAGCAAACGCUGGGUCCAGAGCACCCUAGUAUCCGGCAGAAUGAUCUCCCUUCUCGAGUCAAGACUGUCAAGUCCACCCUCUCCUUCUCUCACUCACUCUGUAUUAUCAACCCGUAAUUAAAUAGACAGAAAAAGAUCAAGGUGAAAUGGCGCCCUCGACCAAAGUCGCAAAAGCGUCGCGCAUUACUAUCGCUUGCAACGCCUGUCGUUCCCGGAAGCAAAAGGUAGUACAGAAACCUCAUUCACGCCUUUCUACGACAUCCCAGAGUUAACGUAUCUUACAGUGUAGCGGCAAAAAGUGAGACACAAUUCUUAACCACAACUAACAUGGGAUUGCACUUUAGCUAACCAAUGGUUAAGACC